AUGGAAACAGAAAUCACCUGUCAGGUCAUCAACCCCAAUGACGUCAUCCUCCCCCUGAAGGACGGAGAGAUGUUAGUGAGUGACAUCAUAGAGCUGGGUCCGCACGGAACAACCUUCCGCAAACCUGUCACUGUGCAGAUGCAGUACAACAGCAAGUCGUCAGGUGGCGCUAAGGAAGCUGCCGUGUGGGUCACUGAGGACAGGUCACAUUGGACGGAACUUAAGACAACUAAAGAAACCGAAGACAUGCUUUCUGUAUCAGUGGACCACUUCUCCAUCUUUGCCGUCAUCAGUCAACCUAAACAGGACCAGUUUCCAGUACCAACAGAAGGACGCACUCUGACGUCAUCAACGCAGCCUGCGGUACAAAUCAGCUUCCCGGAACAUGCUGUGACCACAGAAACCGAGGUUACAAUUCAGGUACAAGAGGUUCCAAAAAGCGCAGUUGAGGACAUCAAGGCAAAGAACGAGUCUGUCCAGAACCUUGUUGGAACCAGUCCGAUAGUCAAUGUCCAGACUGUGUCAACCUCCGCAGUCCAGUUCCACAAACCGGUCACAGUGCGAGUCCCACAUCCUCAGCACUACAUGGACAUCCAACAUGAGGGGCCCACCAAACUGAGGGUGAUGUCAUGUGAGGAGGGGACAGAAGACUGGAUGGAUGUGACAGACAACGUUACUAUCAGUCGGGUUACAGAGGAGUUUGUGGAGUUUGAAGUCACUCAUUUUACCAGAUGGAUUGUCGUUCUUGUCGAAGAUAUCUUGGGAAACACAGAAAAACUUGGACCAAUCCCAACAAUAGUCUGCCAAUGGCUUCAACGGCGUCCCGUCCAGUUCAUCCUACUGCAGCGAGAGGACAACGCAAACGAAGUCAUUGUAGAAUGCACCCUGGAUGGUUGUGCAGAAGAGAAACGGCCAAAGCUGAUGAAAGAAGGCUAUAAGGCCCAGUUACCUUCUGGCACAGAGCAUCUAUACGAAGGACAACAAGUGAACAUACGCUUCCAAGGUAACGUAAAGCUCACCCGAUACGGCGCGAGGGGGACGAAACAGCAAAUCACCUUCCACAGCCAGCAAUACAACCGCAUUCAUAUGCAUCUCAUGGCUUUAAAGGAUCGUGAGAAUUCCGGUUUGGAUGGUCAAGGAUAUGUUGAACUCCGUGCCCUACCACGCGUGGAGGUGGCAAAACAGAAAGUUGAAAGCGAAAUGGCGACAAUGGAAAGGUCAGCUCGUGAGGCAGAGGGAAAGAGAGAGCCGAAGCGUUGA
Messenger RNA from Branchiostoma belcheri (Belcher's lancelet), 1260 nucleotides. Its product is annotated as ankyrin-3-like. The record is from RefSeq and is a predicted model, not a curated record. Bases 1 to 1260 code for a protein of 419 amino acids. Lineage: Eukaryota; Metazoa; Chordata; Leptocardii; Amphioxiformes; Branchiostomatidae. Gene Ontology annotation, molecular function: netrin receptor activity. Gene Ontology annotation, biological process: netrin-activated signaling pathway. Gene Ontology annotation, cellular component: membrane. The transcript has 5 exons.